CCAAUGAGGCGUCAGAUGGUUUCAGCUUCCACCAGUGAGGCGUCAGAUGGUUCCAGCUUCCACCAAUGAGGCGUCAGAUGGUUCCAGCUUCCACCAAUGAGGCGUCAGAUGGUUCCAGCUGAAGAACAUGAAGUGGUUCCCAGGUUUCUUCCAACCAUCCCAGGAACAUCUGAGCUGUUUCAGGAAUGAUUAAAUCCAGAACCUAUUUAGCUUUUUUCUGUGAAUUCUCCUCCAGCCUGAACCAGAGUGUUUUGGGGAAUAUUUCUGUUUGCUGUAGAUCAUCUCUGGUUCCGGUGCUUCUGACAGCAGUAGCGGACAGGACCCCCACAGGUCAGCCUUGGACCUUCUCUGGACCCCUGCAGCAGAGCUGAACCUCUGUCUGACUUCCUGCUGAUCUUCCUCCCGGUCUGCAGACGGUCCAGCUGUUCAGGCGUCCCUGCUGGAGUCUUCCUCACUCUGAUCACACUGAGCAUGCUCGGUUUAAAGUCAAUAAAUCCAGGAGGAACCCAGGGGAUUACCACAGCAGAGGAACUCUGCCAGCGGACGUGAGCAGAACCCCAGGGAAGAUUUCUGGACUCCCGGUCAUCUUCGGCCCAACGACAGUCAGGAUGAUGCUGAACGAUGAGUGGACCAUCAUGAACAACAGCAGCUCCGAACUGGACGGCAAGAGACCAAACAAGUACAAGAAGUGCUGCACCGUCCUCUUCUGGGGAAUCUUCCUGCUAUUCAUCCUAGCAGCUGUCACCAUGGCAACAAUGGCCGUCCUCCAUCUCAGUCAGUAUCCUCUCCCCUUCAUCAGCAGGGGUGUGGCCUCUACACCAGCCAUUUCCACGUCCUCCAAGGACUCUGGCGCCUUGGUGACCAUUUCCCGCUUGGCAGAUGGAGAACCUGUCAGCGUGUUCCUGGACCCGAACUGUCCAGACUACAGCCAACACUUCCUGCGCUGGGAGGCGCUGCAGAGCUCGCUGCUGCGGACACUGUCCAAUCACAACGGAGACGACUGGAAGGAGAGGGGAGCCUAUCAGAAGCUAGGAGACGAUCUGAAGGUGCUAACAGGCCACGCCCACAAUCUGAGGCUGGAAACUGAUUCGCUGAAGAGAGGUCAAGGUGUUCUGGACCAGCGGAUGGACAGACUGCAGAGCGAGCAGAGCCGCAUCCUUCAGGUGCUGUCCGACAGCCACGCAGGUGUUCUGAAGUUAGCUGAGAGCUUCAGUGAUUCUCUGCUCGGCCUGAAGAUGGAGACAGAGAGCCUGAGGAGGCUGAAGAGUGAGCUGAGGCAAGACCCCGCCAAGACAGCCGUCCAACCCAGAGACUGCAGCAGCAUCUUAGCGUCCGGCGUCUCUCAGGACGGCGUUUACUCUGUGUUUCCAACUCACGAUCCUGACGGCUUCAUGGUCUACUGUGACAUGAGCACCGACGGAGGAGGCUGGACGGUGAUUCAGAGAAGAGAGGACGGCUCAGUGAACUUCUUCAGAGGCUGGGAGGCCUACAGGGAUGGCUUUGGGACCACCACAGGAGAACACUGGCUGGGUCUACAAAGGAUCUACGCUCUCACCAGGUCUGGUGGUUUCGAGUUGCGUAUUGACAUGGCUGACUUCGAUAACGCCACGGCGUUCGCUCUGUACUCUGAUUUCUCUGUUGGCCGAGACUCUGUGAACCCGGAGGAGGACGGAUACCCACUGACUGUGGAUGGGUACUCUGGGACAGCAGGGGACUCCCUGUUGAAGCAUUCUGGGAUGCGGUUCACUACCAAAGACCGGGACCAGGACCAGUCGGAGAACAACUGCGCGGCGUACUACCAGGGGGCGUGGUGGUACCGGAACUGCCACACCUCCAACCUGAACGGACAGUACCUGAAAGGAGGCCACGCCUCCUACGCCGAUGGAGUGGAGUGGUCCAGCUGGACCGGCUGGCAGUACUCGCUGCGGUUCACUGAGAUGAAGAUACGACCCAGGAGACCAGAGUCCUGAACCGGGCCCUGAGGCAGGACCUGGGUCUGGCCUUCUGUUGCUGCUCCCAUCUCCAGAACCGUCCCUGAAUGUUAGGAAAUGUUCUGAUCCGUUCCUGUGCUGCUUGUUACUGUCAGUACUGGGUCCUACCGAUGAAAUCCAGUCACUGUAAAACCCAGGAUUUUGUUAUUAAACAGUUUUUGCCGAACCAGUCUGCCUGAGCCAGUCUUUGUGCUUUAGAUCCCAGAACAACUAAAGCUGUUAGAGUUCUGCUCUGGUGUUCGGACCGCUGCAGGA
Molecule: messenger RNA, 2246 nt
Organism: Cyprinodon variegatus (sheepshead minnow)
Lineage: Eukaryota; Metazoa; Chordata; Actinopteri; Cyprinodontiformes; Cyprinodontidae
Product: fibrinogen C domain-containing protein 1-like
Exons: 9
Coding region: 609-1970 (453 amino acids)
Source: RefSeq, a predicted model, not a curated record